Cetraspora pellucida is the source of this 144-nucleotide messenger RNA. The record is from the annotation of a GenBank genome assembly. Lineage: Eukaryota; Fungi; Glomeromycota; Glomeromycetes; Diversisporales; Gigasporaceae.
GAUGGAAAUAUUUACACAUUCACGGAAUUAAUUGAUAACAUUUCUGCUUUGCUUGUAGAAUUAGAAUUCUUUGAUGAAAAUUUUGGUUUUUCCGAUCGAUUUUUAUCAAAAACCUCAUUAUUGCUUCCUGAUCAUUUUGAAGAG